Molecule: messenger RNA, 609 nt
Organism: Miscanthus lutarioriparius
Lineage: Eukaryota; Viridiplantae; Streptophyta; Magnoliopsida; Poales; Poaceae
Source: the annotation of a GenBank genome assembly
AUGGCGAAGCGCCCACGGUCGUCGUCCCUUCCCCUGGCCCUGCUGCCGCCGCUGCUACUUCUCCUUGCAGCCGGAUCGCUUGCAGUGGCAACCGCGCUUGACAGCUCCCCGGAGGCACGUCGUGGUCGAAGCUUGCAGCAGCUGCCAACUCCGCUGCCUCAGCCUCAGCCUCAGCCGGACCCAAACCCACAGCCGCAGCCGGGGCCCCUGCCACAGCCCCUGCCGCAACCAAAUCCAAACCCACAGCCGCAGCCCCUUCCACAGCCGGAUCCAAACCCACAGCCCCUACCGCAGCCCGAUCCAAACCCACAGCCUCAGCCCCUACCGCAGCCCCUACCGCAGCCCGAUCCAAACCCACAGCCAGGCCCACUCCCGCCGCAGGACCCAAACAACCCACAGCCUCAGCCACAGCCCGUGCCGUUGCCUGACCCAAACGUGCAACAGCCGCAACCGGCAUCGGGGACCCAACCUGUUUCGAACCAAAAUCCACAACCGCAGGCUGACCAGCUAUCUGGAGGUCCGCAGCCACUUUCGGACGGCGGAUUAAGAAUGUUGAACCUGCAAUACGUGAAGUACAUAUUUUUAGAUCUUGCCGUUCUGUUACUGUAA